AUGGCCAUCUCCGCAGCUCUUCACAAUGACAUUGAUACGACUUUCCAUGAAAUCUCGCCCAUGAGGAUCGGAGAGCGGGAAGACGAACUCUCUGCCGAAGAUCUGCAGCAAACGACCGAGCGAGUUCACAAGAUGCUGGACGCGGAAGCCGCCUUGGUUGGGGCCAGGAACGUGUACUUGGGGGGUGCUUCUCAAGGCUGUGGCACGGCUCUGCAUAUCGGGCUCACCUAUCCGGGCGAGCUGGGCGGCAUUGUUGGCACAAUGGGACACCUGCUCUCCUGUACGCCCAUCUCCCGCGACUGGCUGUCCAAGAAGAUCCCAGUUUACACGUUCAACGGCCUGGACGACGAGCUCAUGCGAUGGGACGUCUGGGUGAAGGCCACGUACGAGCGACUGGAAGCUGCCGGCGCGGAAGUCAAGAUGGUCGUCGAUGAAGGAGUCGACCACGGCGAGGAGGAAGACAAGUGGAUUCGGCGCUUUUUGACAGACGUGCUGAAGAGCACCGCGGGGAAGAAGCCGAAGAAGAAGGCAAAGUGA
Molecule: messenger RNA, 537 nt
Organism: Symbiodinium sp. CCMP2592
Lineage: Eukaryota; Dinophyceae; Suessiales; Symbiodiniaceae
Source: the annotation of a GenBank genome assembly